AUGAGUGGUCAACAACAACAGUGGGGUGGUGAGCCUAAGCAGCAACCAGGCUCAGAUGCCGAAUCCACAUCCUCACCUAUACCUGCACCCCUCGUCUUUUAUGAUGCUGGAUCUGUGCUUUCUGUUCCAGUGACGCCGCAGCAAGUCAUGGCGUUUAAUCCACGUGAACAAUCUCGAACUGUACAUAUAAUGCCAGAUGGAAGUGAGUACUAUGGUGAUUUUCUUCUUGAUAGACCACAUGGAAUUGGUAUCAUGUUAUUUAAAUCCACAUCAGCUACAUAUGGGAGUGGUGAUAGAUACGGUGGAGCAUGGCAUAAUGGUUUAUUUCAUGGUGAAGGUGUUUUAAUAACAUCUGGGUUUACAUAUCAAGGUGGAUUUUAUGAGGGAAAAAUGCAUGGACAUGGACGUAUGACAUACAGUCGACGUGUUUCAGAUAUGGUAUUGCGUGGAAUUUCUGUUUUCUCCCCAUUUGAGCAAACGAACGCACCAUUGGAGUAUACUGGUGAUUUCCAUCAUACACAUCAUCGUCAUGGACGAGGAAUGGCACGAUACGUCAAUGGAGAUGUAUACGAUGGUGAUUGGAUAUCUAAUCGUCGUCAGGGACAGGGAAAACUUGUAACGGAGAGUGGUGAAGUAUAUGAAGGACAAUGGGAUAGGGAUGAACGUCAUGGAUAUGGUAAAAUUAGUUAUGCUGAUGGUGGUCAAUUUAAAGGUAUGAUGGUCCAUAAUAAACGUCAUGGUGAGGGUGUUAUGUUGUUUUCUAAUGGAGAUGAAUAUUAUGGUACUUUUACAAACGAUACCAUACGAGGACAGGGAACUAUGCGUUACAAAAAUGGAGAUGUUUAUGAAGGAAUGUGGAAAGAUGGUCUUCGUAAUGGUGAGGGUAAAUAUACACUUCGUAAGCAAGGAGCUAUAGUAGAAGGUUGUUUUGUACAUGGACUUAUUCAAGGAAGAGGUGUGGUUCAACAUCCUGGAGUUUCCACCUUUGUAGGUGAGUUUGACCGUGGAGAACGAAAGGAAGGUACAAUAUUUUGGCAUGAUAGUUUCCCUGAUGAUAAAUCGUGUUAUCAAGGAGAAUGGCUUGGUGAAAAGAUGCAUGGUCAUGGUUUAUUAUGGUAUCGCAAUGGUGAUUUUUUCUUUGGACGAUUUGUUAAAAAUAAGAGGCAAGGACCAGGUAAUAUCCGCUACGCAGAUGGAACAGAGUAUAGUGGUUACUUUAAUAAUGACGUACGUGAGGGAGAAGGAAUUUUACAAGGAACGAAUGGAUCUAUUCAAGCAGGAUUAUGGUGUGGAGAUGCUUUCAUAGAAGGAUAUGAUGGUGAAUGGGGUAAUAAAACUUUUAAUGGUAUAGGACACUUACAAUUACGUGAACCAUCAACUGUCGGAAUUUCAGGAAUUAAUAAUAGUAGUAGUGGUAAUAGUAGUCCUCGUAUGGGAAAUACAAAAGAUAGUUCUUCUGUUAUUGCUUCUGCUGCAGCUGCUGUUGCUGCAGGGACACCACCGAUUAUAGAAUACUUUGGUCUUUUUCAGAAUGGUGUGCGUCAAGGUCCUGGGAUUCUUCGACUUGCAGGACAUACCAUUAUGGGAGAUUGGAAUAAUGAUGUAUUGGAUUGUGAAGCAGGAUCAUGGGAGUUUCCUUCUGGUGAUUUAUAUAUGGGUAGUUUUAAAAAUGGAAAUCGUGAUGGGAAUGUAGGUCGUAUAUGGUUUGCAGAUGGUUCAUUCUUUAUUGGUCGUUGGAAAUUGGAUGCACCUCUUGGUGAGGGUGUAUUUCAUGCAACAGAUCCAAAAGAUCCUAUUUAUGCUCCUGAGGAAAGUGAAGUUAAUACAGGUGAUACAGCAACUUCUUCUUCUUCUAAUAAUAAUAAUACCAAAAAUGUUAAGGGGAAUGAGGAAACUAAUAAAAAUAGUAGUAAUAGUGGUGGUGGUAACUCUUUUGGUAUGAUGAAUAUGUUUAUGAACCUUUUUCGUCGAAAAUUAUCAGAGGAAGAAGAAGAUAAGAGAGAGAUUAUUGGAUUUCACGACCAUUAUGUGCUUAUAGGUGAAUGGGAACUAGCAAGAUUACCCUAUACCCUUUAUCAAUCUAUUAUGUCACGAGUUUCUUCUAGUGUUAGUAAUACAAACUUAUCUAAACCACCUUUAUCCAUAUCUGUGGGUAUGCAAGAGCGUCACGGUGUUGUUGUAUUUAAAUCUGGUGUAGUUGUGCGUACAGAAUGGUUACAAAAUCAUCCACGUCUAAUGCUUCCACAUCGUUGGGAUGCACCUUUGCACCAAAAGAUUUAUCCCAUACAGAAUGGUGAUAAUCGUAACAAUACAAAUCCUGGUGUUACAACUGGACAGAAGGCGUGUACCUUUUGUGAUAAGGUAUAUACAUUUUUCCGGAAGGAAACCACGUGUACGCUUUGUGAGCGUAGUAGUUGCAGUUCAUGUCUUCAUCCCAUAGAUGUACGUGGUCAUCCACAAAUUGAGGCUUUGGUACGCCUUCGUAUGGGGUCUCCAACAGGUGGUAUUGGAGGUACUAGUAGUAGUAGCAGUCCUGGUAGUGGUGGUAAUGAGAAUAUGAGUAGUGGUAGUGGUGGAGGUACUGUUGUUGCCGAUAUUUCUGCACUUCCAUCUCAGGUUCCAGCGUGUUUUGACUGUGGGCGAGCAGCGUUACUUGGGUUAGAAUUUAAUACCAUUUGGUUACCUAUGCGUUACUGUCAGGGAUUUGCCAAAAGUGAAGAGGAUGAAAAUUCCAGAGAAGGAGGGGAGAAAAAGGAAUCGGCAACGGCAGUAACAACGACAACAACAGCAACAGCAACAGUAACAUCAGGGUUGUCAAUAACAACGCCUUUGACGCCGGAAUCAUAUGAUAGGGAACAACGUUUACUGAAAAGUAUAACAUCUUUUAUUCCUAUGGAGGAAGAUUAUAAGGAAGUGGAAAGGGAGGAGUAUAUUGUGUAUGAGGGAUAUACCUGUAGGUCUGUUCCACAUAUUUAUGGUUCCCUUUGGUGGGGUAAACGUCAUUACUACUGUGGUGACUUUCAGGAGGGCCGUCGUCAUGGUCGUGGUGUGCAGAUCUUCCCCAAUGGUGAACAGUAUGUUGGUCAGUUCAUUGAUGAUGUCUGGGAUGGACCUGGUGUGUAUUGUGCGGAUGAUGGAACGGUGUAUGAAGGUUUAUGGCGUGAGGGUCGCCUUGCAACGUUGCGGUAUCGUGGAGAAGUGGAUGCGCAGCAGCGGCCGCAUGGUUGUGGAGAGUCGUACAGUGCAGAUGGUGGUCGGUAUAAUGGGGAGUGGUCUCAUGGUGUCUGGCACGGUACUGGGAUUGAGCAGCGAGGGAAUGGAGUGGUGUACCGUGGAGAGUUUGUGUCUGGAGAACGUGAGGGACGUGGGAAACUUGUGGGCCUUGCGAGUGUGUUUGAUGGGGAGUUUGUCGCUGGACGACGUGAAGGACGUGGGAUGGAACGAUUUGGGGAGUGUAUGGUAGUGGGCGAAUGGCGUAGAGAUGUGCUGGUGGGUGCGGUCCGUGUGUAUGAUGGCAUUACACAGACGGUAUAUGAUACUACCUUUGCGGAUAAUAGUGAUAGUAAUAACACUAAUAAGAAUAAGAGUAACAAUGAUAAUAAUGGUGUUGCUGGUGGUGAUGAUAAUAUGUGUGGAGGGGAACGUGAUGACUGUUUUGCACCUCCUGUGAUGGUGGAUGAUAUGCAUAGUCCCACCUGUGCACUUUGUCAUGUCUCCUUUUCACUCUUUCUACGUCGACAUCAUUGCCGUCUCUGUGGUUUUGUCGUCUGUGAUGCCUGUUCGCAGCGGCGGGUGACACUACCGGCGCAUUUUAAGUUGGAGGGCCCACAGCGGGUGUGUGAUGCCUGUUCACAGCGGCUUAAACAGCGGCGGAUGUUGGGAGUCAAACGUUAUCUCAAUGGGGAGGUGUAUGCGGGCUGUUGGUCGCAGGGGCAAUGGGUCUCACGGGGCCUUUUUCGCCGUCGUGAUGGAAGUAUGAUUGUGAUGGAUAUCGCCGGACGUCCACUGCAGGGAAAUAAAGAAACAACAACAACAACAACUACUACUACUACUAAUACUACUACUGAUAAUAAAACGGAAACAUCCAAGCCAUCUGGUGAUUCUGUGUUGGAUGCGGCACCUGCAGUGGAGGAACUUCGACUACUCCCGGCAUCUCCUAAUGCGGCGGUGGAUGCCUUUUCACUGUGGUGGGGUAUGAUGCUCACAGUUGCAAAUCUUCAUGUGCCGUUAGAUCUCACUCCACUCACAGAGUUUGUACUCCCACGACCAGAAGAGAUGAAACCACUCAAACUAUUCUCUACAGUGAGUAGCGCACAUGAUAAUUCAGCGGCUGUACGUGCGGUGAAGUAUACACCCGCUAUAGCUCCACGUCCACCUCCCUGCCCUGUACCACAACCUCCAUCAUCAUCAUCAACAUCAACAUCAUUAUCAUCACAAACAAAACAAGAAGGAUUAAGUGAACAACAUGAGUUAUUUAUGAUACCACCACGGCCAAUCAUUUGUGACUCCAUUCUUGAGCAACGAGUUAAAAAUAGUCGAAUGGAGAUAUUCCCCGCCGUACCACCAACAUCAUAUAAUAAUUCUUCUUCUUCUUCAGAUACAAAUAAUGUCGUCAUGCUUUCCUGCUAUACACAAGAGACGCUACUCCCACCCACACCGCAACCCCCACCGGUAAACACUAAUGAACAUGUACCAUGGGAUGAUUGGAAUGUGCGCCCUGUGCCUAAAAUCCGCAAUGCUACUGCGGGUACAGGUACGACUGCAGAGUGGCAUCAAAUGCCGUUUGCGUGUUUGUUUAUGCGGCCGGAUGUAAACGAUGUGGAUCGUGUCGUUCGUGGGGAGACAGCACGGUGGAGCCCAACGCCGAUGAAAGGGCCGCAGGUGUUUACGGUGACCGAUACACUCGCAGAAGGCGUGAUUGUGGAACAAAAUGAUGUAAAUCCUUCAAGUCCGAUGUGA
Messenger RNA from Trypanosoma theileri, 4959 nucleotides. RefSeq lists its product as uncharacterized. Lineage: Eukaryota; Euglenozoa; Kinetoplastea; Trypanosomatida; Trypanosomatidae. The transcript has a single exon. Gene Ontology annotation, molecular function: metal ion binding. Bases 1 to 4959 code for a protein of 1652 amino acids. The record is from RefSeq and is a predicted model, not a curated record.